Messenger RNA from Lobosporangium transversale, 537 nucleotides. RefSeq lists its product as hypothetical. The transcript has a single exon. The annotation marks the transcript as partial. The record is from RefSeq and is a predicted model, not a curated record. NCBI's taxonomy places the organism in Eukaryota, Fungi, Mortierellomycota, Mortierellomycetes, Mortierellales, Mortierellaceae.
AUGAUCCUUCAGUCUCGCGUAAAGCAAACUCAAGCGCUCUCUGCGCAUUUGUCCGGAUCAGAAGAAGAAGUCCAUGCUUUGACAAGCGAGAACGAGUCUCUUCAGAAAGAACUCGAUGGAUGUCGUCGUGAGCUCCGAAUGUUCCGGAAGGAGCUGGAUGGAUUAGUGGACCAAAUGGCAGAGAUGGGCACUGAGGUUAUGGAUGCCAAGAACAAAGUCUCUGUUUACUCAAAGAGAUUGAAUGAGGUUGAGCAGGAGCUGAAUUCAACUCAGGAGCUGAACGUCGAUCUGCAAGAGCAACUUCGAAUUGCGAUGGAGCGCCAGAAACAGGCUCAAUCGAGCACUGCACAGGUAGUCAAAAAUAUGCAGUCAGAGCUUGGCAAGGUCCUCUCAGACAGUGGUACGAUCCGUUCAACAUUAGAAGAAUUGGAAAAUCGUCAAGAAAAAUGUGAGGGAAAAGUUGUCGAGAUGAUCUCCAAUACAAAGGAGUAUGCACAGUUGCUAGAAGAGGCACAGACAACCAUUCAAACGUUGCGC